This is a messenger RNA of Charadrius vociferus (killdeer), 261 nucleotides long. It is a transcript of the gene SHISAL2A, whose product is annotated as family with sequence similarity 159, member A. The transcript is spliced from 3 exons. Bases 1 to 261 code for a protein of 86 amino acids. The record is from RefSeq and is a predicted model, not a curated record. Lineage: Eukaryota; Metazoa; Chordata; Aves; Charadriiformes; Charadriidae.
AUGAGGCUAGAACCCAGUGUUGGAGCACUCGUGGGCCUGUCAAUAGCAGCAGUGGUCCUCUUUGCUUUUAUCAUCACUGUGUGUGUUCUCUGUUAUUUGUUUAUCAGCACGAAGCCACGCAGCAAACUAGAUACUGGUUUAAGCUUACAGAUGGCAGCCACAAGGAUGAACUGUGACUGUGAGCCCCGAGAACCAGACUCACUCUUCCAGAGGUGUUUCCUGGCUAUUGCAACCACUGUUGAUAACCAGAGGCCAAUCUGA